This is a messenger RNA of Chanos chanos (milkfish), 1485 nucleotides long. RefSeq names its product transmembrane protein 41aa (gene tmem41aa). The record is from RefSeq and is a predicted model, not a curated record. Lineage: Eukaryota; Metazoa; Chordata; Actinopteri; Gonorynchiformes; Chanidae. The transcript is spliced from 5 exons. The coding region runs from base 1 to 849 and encodes 282 amino acids.
AUGCGUUCUGUGUUCGGAUUAGUAGCUGUUGUGGUAUUGGCUACUCUAUACCUUUACCUGCUGUCUUCUUACCUUCCACCUGGACCUCAGUUACGACGACAAACGCGCGAAAAGGAUGAUGGAAAACCCGGAGAUGAUGAGAAUUCACGGAGUGACCCGGUUGCUGAGGAACCCAGGCUGAAGUUUCCUUCAGACCUGGAGGAACUCCGAGAACUGGCGGAGCUGUUACAGUUCUAUAAUACAGAGCACACGGGAUACGUCCUACUGCUCUUCUGUAGCGCAUACCUCUACAAGCAGUCUUUCGCCAUCCCCGGAUCCUCUUUUCUGAACGUCCUUGCCGGGGCCUUGUUUGGGCCAUGGUUCGGUUUACUGCUCGCCUGUGUCCUCGCCACUGUCGGCGCCACGUUCUGUUACCUUCUCUCUCAAGCCUUCGGUAAACGGCACAUCGUACGGCUCUUCCCUGAUAAGGUUGCUAUGUUACAGAAGAAGGUAGAGGAGAACCGGAGUAGCUUGUUCUUCCUCCUGCUUUUCUUGAGAUUUUUCCCCAUGAGUCCGAACUGGUUCCUAAACAUGACGUCCCCUAUCCUCAACAUCCCGGUCACCCUCUUCUUCCUCUCCGUCUUCAUCGGACUGAUGCCGUACAACUUCAUCUGCGUACAGACGGGCUCCAUGCUUUCCGAGAUCUCGUCUCUGGACGACCUGUUCUCCUGGCACACCGUCCUCCAGCUCUUCGCCAUCGCCUGCGUGGCCCUGCUCCCAGGGGCCCUCAUCCGCCGCUACAGCCGCAGACACCUCCGGCUGGACGGCCUGGACCGCAACGGACACAGCAGGACCAAGAAAGACAGCUGAGCUGGGUCCAGCGCCCUGAAUCUGAUGAAUCCUCUUUUUUGUUUGUAUUUUUUUUUUCUGUUUUUGUCGUUUUGUUUUUUUGAAAGUGGCUUUUAAGGAAACCAAACUCUGAAUGACAUUAGUACUGCCUUGAGAGGGCCAGACAGGGCCCCCUGGAGGUCUGCUCUGCCUUUGGAUUGUUGACGUUUAUAGAGUUCUGUUGCUGAAUAUUGGUGCCAGUGUUGAGAAGGUGUACACACAUAUGUAUAUGUAUAUGUGCGUGUGUGUGUUUGUCAGGUUUGUCUGUCAGGGUACAGUGCAAUCCAUUUUCCAACAAGUACAGUACUUCUUUGAGGGAUUUCUGCUGUGUUUGUUGAUUUUUAAUUUUUUGUUGUUGUUGUUGUUCUUUUUAAGACACUGAUCAAUAUAUUUUGUGACUCUCUAAGUGGAAUUACGAUGAUGUGCCUUUAGACAGUGAAGUCCAGUUGUGUUUUAACGUUCUACCUCAGUGGAGUGAACGCAGUGCUGGUGUUUGUUUGGCAAAGCCUUUAGCUUUCCAUUUCAAUGUAUUGGUGCACUGAAGUGAACGAAUAACAGUAUUUCACGGAGACGGGAUACUCAUUUUUUUGAAACAUUAACCAUUCAUAAAUUUCAAGC